Molecule: messenger RNA, 828 nt
Organism: Chlorella variabilis
Lineage: Eukaryota; Viridiplantae; Chlorophyta; Trebouxiophyceae; Chlorellales; Chlorellaceae
Exons: 6
Biological process (GO): transmembrane transport
Molecular function (GO): ATP transmembrane transporter activity
Source: RefSeq, a predicted model, not a curated record
GGAAUAGCGGGUGCCGUGAGCCGGACAGCCACGGCGCCCAUGGACCGGCUCAAAAUGCUGCUGCAGAUACAGGACUGCCAGCGAGGGCUGACGAUACAGGAGGGCAUCCGCAAGAUGUCGGCAGAGGGCACCGUCCAUGCGUUUUUCAAGGGCAAUGGAACCAAUGUCGUCAAGAUUGCGCCUGAGACCGCCAUCAAGCUCACGCUGAAUGAUGCGCUCAAGCGGGUUGUGGCACCAGACCCCGACGAAAUCACGCCUGCGCAGCGCAUGACAGCGGGUGCUCUGGCAGGCGCCUGCGCCCAGGCCACGAUAUACCCCUUUGAGCUGGUGCGAACACGACUGGCCGUGUGCGCCACCGAUACGUACCUUGGUAUCGUAGACUGCGCGCGUAAGGUGCUGGCGCAGGAGGGGUGGCGAGCCUUCUACCGGGGGAUGGUGCCCUCCAUGCUGGGCAUCCUCCCUUACGCCGGCGUGGAUAUCACCAUCUUCGAGCUGCUCAAGGAGCGGCUGCUAGACAAGUACGAAGGCACCAACCCGCCGGCUCACAUGAUCCUGGCAGCGGGCAUGUGCAGCAGCAGCAUAGCGCAAUUUGCGGCCUACCCGCUAGCCCUCACGCGCACUCGGUUACAGGCGCAGGGGAUUGGCGGGCGGCCCAUCAAGUAUUCGGGCAUGAUGGACGUGCUGCGCAAGACGGUGCAGAACGAGGGUGUGCGAGGGCUGUACAAGGGCUCCCUGACAAACCUCGCUAAGGUGGCCCCCGCCGCCGGCAUCAGCUGGCUGGUGUUUGAGCAGGCCAAGACGGCCAUGGCGGUGGAUUUGAGACGGUAA